AUGGUGGAAGCAAUGGUACGUGUUGGCUUGACUUUUAUGUCUGACAGACAAAAGGGUUUGCUUGAAGCAAUCAAGACAGUGACUCCACAAGCCAACAACAGAUUCUGUGUUAGGCACAUAUGGGCAAACUUUAAGCUCAAUUUCACUAGAACUUUGUUUAAGGACUUGUUUUGGGAUGCAGCUAGAGCUACAACAUUUAUGGAUUUUGAAAUUGCAAUGGAGUCCAUCAGAUUCCUUGAUGAGGAUGCUUGGUGCUACCUAGAUGACAUCCAACCAGCACAUUGGUCUAGGUGGGCCUUCUUGACUGAUGUGAAGUCAAACAUGUUGUUGAACAACUUGUGUGAGACUUUUAAUGUUGUCAUCAAAGAUGCAAGGGACAAACCAAUUCUAACUCAGAUGGAAUGGAUGAGGAGGUACAUGAUGAAAAGGAACAACGAUAAAUGGGAGGCUGCUAAGAAGAUGAAAGGAAGGAAACUGAUGCCAUACAUAGGCAUAGUGUUUGAUGGCUUGGAGAAGUACAGCAGGGGGUGUAUUGUGCAACAGAGUAGGGAUGACCAAUAUGAGGUGGAAUUAGGCAGUGACCAAGUCACUGUUGAUUUGUCUAACAAAACAUGCUCUUGCUUCUACUGGGAUCUAACAGGUAUCCCCUGUGUGCAUGCAUACUCCUGCAUCAUGGACAAAAGAGCUAAUCCAGAUGACUAUGUGCAUGAGUAUUACAGCAUGGAGAAGUACCUGAAAGCUUAUGAAAAGCCAGUGAAACCAAUGCCUGGUGCUAAGUUUUGGGAGAAGGUGGAUGUUCCUGCACCAGCACCACCUAGAUACAAGGUACAACCUGGCAGGCCAAAGGUAAACAAGAGGAGACUGGAAGCAGGGGUGAAACAAGGGAAAGGGAAGAAGGCCAAGGGAGACCAACAUACCCAGGUUGAGCACCCUAAAAGACCAAAAAAACAAAACAAGUGUGGGAAGUGUGGUGGACUAGGUCACAACAGAACAACUUGCAAGAAGGAUGGUGCACCUGAUCAACCAGCUUACAAAGGGCAGGGUGGUAGGCCAACAUCCAACACUCCAUGGGUUGCUAAACAGAGAAGAAAGAAGGAAGAAAGGGUACUUAAGGCUGCUGUAGCUGCAGCUGCAUGUGCAGGAUCUUCAAGUCAGCCCCAAUCCCAAGUAACCCAAACACAACAGUCCCAAACUCAUCAACACCAGUCCCAAACUCAGCCACAACAACCUAGGACUAAAAUGCCAGUGAGGAGGACCAUUACUUCUGAUUUGUAG
Messenger RNA from Spinacia oleracea (spinach), 1275 nucleotides. RefSeq lists its product as uncharacterized. Lineage: Eukaryota; Viridiplantae; Streptophyta; Magnoliopsida; Caryophyllales; Amaranthaceae. The coding region runs from base 1 to 1275 and encodes 424 amino acids. The transcript has 3 exons. The record is from RefSeq and is a predicted model, not a curated record. Gene Ontology annotation, molecular function: zinc ion binding.